UGUAAACGUAUGUAAAAUGGACAAUGUCUCGAUCUCAUCUUUGACUGCUAAUAGUAUCUCAGAGUUAAGCUCUGCAGAGGAUGUUAUGACCUUUGAUGUAUUUAGUGGUAGAAAAAUAAUAGUAACUUGAUUUCUAGUGACUGACGCAUCCCGUUACGCAACCAUCAGGUCACUCAACGAAAUCCUUUAAAAAUACACACAUUAAAAUUGAGACUGCAUUAUUUGAAUGUGAAAUGACAUGAAUUUUACCAGUUGAACGUUAAUGUUAUAUAAAACUGGCUAAACUGAGUCAAAGAGUGAUCAUCCUGUAAUAGCUACAUUCUCACUUUGGACUAAAGCUGGACUGUAUUCAUUAUUCAGUAGGCUACUGAAGUAAUACCUCAGAUAUGGUAAUGUACUAAUACUAAUACGUUGUGUAUGGCAGCUAUUUCACUUAAGAUAACAAAAUCAUUUGUAGUGAUUCUUUUCUUGAUUUAACAGUUUAUUGCGGGGGUUAUGGUUGGAAAAAAGAGUUGCCCUUUCGUUUGCCUGAUCCACAGUCCAGACCCUAAAAAUAUUCAGUUCACUAUCAUGCGAAUAAGCCUUAAAGGUCCAGUGUGUGGGAUUUAGUGGCAUCUAGUGGUGAGGUUGCAGACUGCAUCCAAUUGAAACUUCUCCAGUGUCCCAAGUGUAUAGGAGAACUACAGUGGCCGAUGCAAAAAUGUGAAUGGCCCUAUCUAGAGCCAGUGUUGGUUUGUCUGUUCUGGGCUAUUGUAGAAACAACAUGGUGGACCCUGUGAAAGAGGACCGGCUUUGUAUGUCAAUAUAAACGGCUCAUUGUAAAGUUACAAAAACACAUCAAUUCUUAUUUUUAGGUGAUUUUACACUAAUGAACACAGAGAUAUGAAUAUUACAUUCCCUUUAUUCCAGUAAUCCCCCUAAAUCCUACACACUGGACCUUUAAGCUGUUAUAAAAACAGUUCCCUACUAGUUUUCUGUUGAUCUACUAAUAAUUUUAGGCAUUCACUGUUGACUUACUACCUUUAGUUUCUCAUCUCUGUGCCUCUGUAGAAAUGAGCCGGUUCUGCUCGGACAACAACAAUUUUCCCUAUGACAACAACGUCCUGGUUUUGGACAUGGUGCUGGGCUCUCUGUGGGGGGUGCCCCAGCCCAUAAACUGGGACAAUGUAGCCAAGCUAGUUCCAGGAUUCACUCCCAAGGAGUGUGCCCGUCGAUUUGAGGAGCUGAAGAGCACUGGGGGUUUUCCCCAUGUGGACAACCAAUGUAAUGCCCUGACAGAAGGAAGCACCUCCCCUUCAGAUGGCCUGACCGCACUACUGGACACUGGGGAGGUGAUGGAGACAGGAAGCAGCCAGAGCAGCAGCAAAGUUACAGCAGGCUCCAAAUCGACGCCCUCAGGAAGAGUUGGUGUUGUGGAGAAGAAAGAGAGAAGAGUCUCAGCCGAGGAGGAUGACAAACCUCAGAAGCCAAGAGAUCCCAACAUGGUGAUCCAUGUGUGUGAUGAGACCAAGAACCUGAAGCAGGACUUCACGUGUCCCAGAGAUCUUCUAGUCAAAGAGAUGCGUUACUUUGCUGAGUACCUGUCUGUGGACCCCCAGAGGUGGGAGGAGGUGGACAUCUCCGUUCACUGUGACGUGCAGAUCUUCGAUUGGCUUAUGAACUACGUCAGGAGGAAUUCUGCAGGAGAGGGAAACAAGGACAAACCCCGUCUUGAGCCCAGCAAUGUGAUCUCAAUCCUGAUCUCCUCCGAGUUCUUGAAGAUGGAUACGUUAGUGGAGGAGUGCAUCCAAUACUGCCACAAACACAUGAGCGCCAUCGUGGCGACACCCUGCAACAUGAACUGCAUCAACAGCAACUUGGCAACACGCAUUGCUGAACUCUUCAACCACAAUGAGGCUGACGACAUCAGGGACAAAAAAGACAAGUUCAAAAGCAAAUUGUUUCAGAAGAAAAUAGAGCGUCUCUUUGAUGCCAACUACCAGAACAGAGAUUCACCUGGAAACGCCUCGUCUCUCUACAGGUGUGGUCUGUGCCUUAAGCUGCUGACCAAAGACACAGAGAGGAAAAUUUCUUGUGUUCCUGGGAAAAUCAACAUUGAUGGUCAUGGAGAGAUCAUCUAUACACACACUAAACAGAAGAGCUGGGAUGUACAUGAAUACAUCACCAGUCUGUAUGAGGAGCUCAAGUCCUGGGUCCUGGUCUAUUGGAGAAUCUGGGGUACAAUCAACUACCUCACUUGCUCCCGGUGCCAACAGGUGUUUGUGUGUGCAGAGCUGACCCAUUGCAAGUACCACCCAGACAGUGUGCUGUACCCUGGCAUGGGUACUGAGAAAGGCUGGCAUGGUGCAGGAAUCUACCCCUGCUGCAACCAGAGGAUUCUCCGCUUUGACCCCACUGGUAUGCCCAAGGGCUGUAAGAUGCGAGACCACAUAGUGAACGUACCUGAUGAAGAGAACUGCGACGAGGCGACCGCAGCCCAGACCAGAGUCCUUAAUGACCUGCUGCUGCACAGAGACGCAGUGUGUUUGUUUCACACGCCGCCUGCAGAGGGUACUGAGGAGAGUCCGUCCAGUGCAGAGAAGGUUCAGCAGGACUGUGACGUUCUCCUGGAGCCGACACUGCUCGGACCUCUGAGAGCAGACGGCAGCACUUUUUCCCUCUUGAAAAACUGGAGUCUGCAACUGAGGCAGCAGUCGCUCCUGUCAGAGGAUGAGGAGUACACCACAGGGUCAGAGGUCACCGAAGAUGAGGUGGGGGAUGAAGAGGAGCUGUCUAAAAAACAAGCUGCUAAGAAGGCCAAGAAGGCCCACAGACCCCUGAAAAAACAAAUGUCUUCUCCAAACUUCCAGCGCAAAGACAAAGCAGAGAAAUCACAGUCCAGGGACAACACACCUUUCAUAGUGAGUGUCCAGAAAAGUAAGUGGGACAGUUCUCGCUCCAUGCGAUACAACCAGGAUGCUCAGAGGGAAGAAGACCAGCGUCGUAUGGUGGAGAUCAUCGGCUACCUGACUAAGAUGAGGUUUGGAGACCAGGAACAGAGCAAAUAUAAGGACACUAAGGAGGAGGAAUCUACGCCAGGCUGGAAGCGCAGUUUAAGAGUGCCUCUCAAACCAGACAGAGUUCGGAAAAGACACCCAGUAGAUCUAAAAUACGCUACGCUCAAAUCCGGACAACAUAAAGGAGCUGAUGGGGAAAAGGCCGCUGAGCUAUCAAAGAGACGAGUAUGAAAACUGAUGAAGAGUCAUAAGAACAAAGAGGAAGAGGAGAGGUCCUUCUGCGAAAGCUCAGUACAACAAAAUAAGUUUCUACUGGCAGCUCCUCAAGCACGGCCUACACCUAUAACCCAGCUGUGGACUCUCUCCUCACCCUCACCCCUUGUCAGUCCUGUUCCCUCCCUCUGUGCUUAACUCAGGUGACUACGUAUGCAUCACCAUCAACUGCACCCUCUGUCACUCAGCUAGCUACUUAUUUGUGCAGCUGCGGCCGGUCCUUGAAAAACAAGUUCUCCGGAUCCAGCUCAGCGUAGGAAAUUCACUUGAACUGAUCUCAGUGUGUCUUUAGGGUUUAUCUUUGGAGGUAGACAAGUUGGGGAUGAAAUGCUAGUUUAUUCUUUAUUAACAGUCAUCCGCACUGAGGAUCUGAAUUAUUUAGAUCCAGUAAACUCCACAUGUAUGGUACUGAAGAGUUUCAGAGAGAGGUAAAUGAAGCCAAAGGCAAGACGGUACUGCUUCAAAACAGCUCAUCUUGUUUCGGUUAAACUGCUGAUCACAGUACAUCAGUACAUGAAAUAAACUCUGUAUUAGCAUUCACUGUCUUCUGCGGUGAAGCCCAGCCAUCUGGCUGAGACUGACACUACAGUUACUUUCAAGUGUCUCCCUCCCCAGUCCUGGUAGAGAUAUAUAGGUCUAUUCAUUCCUAUCUGUAUUGGAAUGUGACUAAACUGUACAACACUGGGACCAAUAAAACAUAAAUGAGACUGAACUUCAGCCAGAGCCUUAUUUGGAUUACCUUCAUGGUUUCUGCCGAUCCUAGAAUAGUCUGAAAGGGUAUUACAUCCAUUAAUAUGAAAAUAAGGCCUUUAUUUUCUCUAGAUAUUUUUAUCUUUUCUGAUGUUGCAUUGUAAAAUCUCUAAUAAUUGAUAACAUGUUUUUUAACUUAUAUUUUCUUUGUGGCAGGGCUGGUCAGAGUAGAAGAUCAACUGCCUGCUAGCUGGCUGUCACUGUACCCUCGAUGCAUAGGGAAGUGCAAAUUUAACACAAAUUGGCCAUUUGACCAGGAUUUCACAGCAUGGCUGAAACUGGUACAAGGCGAUCUAGGCUCUGUGUAUUUUAUGCAAAAAGUUUCUUAACUCGUCAUGAUAAAACGCAUAACAGUGGAAUCCCACAUGCAGAGGGAGAAACACAAAAUGCCAACAAUCAUUGGGUAUUUCCCAAGUAACUGAUGUUGGUUCACUUUUUCCCCUUCAGUUUUGGUUAUAGUAAAAGUGGUCUUAAAUUUCAUUCUGAGAAGUAUGAAAAAAGUUUUUAAAAACUUAAAGGUCCAGUCUGCAGGAUUCAGGAGGAUAUACUGUCAGAAAUAGAAAAUAAUAUAAAAAGCAUGUUUUCUUUAGUGUAUAAUCACCUGAAAAUAAGAAUCAUUAUGUUUUUGUUGACUUGAAAGAGCUGUUGAUAUCUACGUAGGGAGCAGGUCCUUGUCUACAGUGAUCGCCGUGUUGCACCAUGUUUCUACAGUAGCCCAGAGCGGACAAACCAAACACUGGCUCUAGAUAGAGUCAUUCAGGUUUUUGCAUUGGCCACUGUAGUAAGCAGUUCCCCCAUGAUGAGAGCAUUGGAAAAGCGCAGAUUUUUUUUAUAUGAAACUGCUUUACUUGGCAUUUUUACUGGUUUAAAUCACUGAGUCUGUUGGUUUUGGAGAGGAUGAGUCCUUUGUGUGUGAUUCAGCUCCUGGUAAAAAAAAAAAACAAAACAAAAAAAAAACACCUGAGGGAAUUCUAACCAGGAGAAGUUUCAGCUGGUUGCAAUCUGCAUUUCUCACCAUUGGAUUCCACUAAAUCCCCCUAAAUCUUACACACUGGACCUUAAAAUCUAACUUGCCUGAACUGUAGGAACCCUGUAUUCUGGUGACUGUCCACUGGGUGGCAGUAUAUCACCUCAGGGGAGUUACUGGGCUCUCACCGAUCAACUUUGCCCCAGUUUGACCACAACCUGUCACUCCUGCUCCAAUUUACGGCCAGAUGACAUCAAAUAAUUCAAUGAGGGUAAAACUUAAUAAAACUGUUGACGAAGUACAGUCAGUGUUUCAUUUAAAUUCAGUCCUUAAUCAACCUUUUUCUCGUGCCUAAAGGGCUUGGUUGGAACAGCGUGAGAGUCCUGGGCAGAGGGCUG
This is a messenger RNA of Epinephelus fuscoguttatus (brown-marbled grouper), 5384 nucleotides long. RefSeq names its product SANT and BTB domain regulator of CSR (gene sanbr). Lineage: Eukaryota; Metazoa; Chordata; Actinopteri; Perciformes; Serranidae. The transcript has 20 exons. The record is from RefSeq and is a predicted model, not a curated record. The coding region runs from base 1053 to 3227 and encodes 724 amino acids.